Messenger RNA from Astyanax mexicanus (Mexican tetra), 5866 nucleotides. RefSeq names its product ras homolog family member T1 (gene rhot1b). Gene Ontology annotation, biological process: small GTPase-mediated signal transduction; mitochondrion organization. The record is from RefSeq and is a predicted model, not a curated record. Lineage: Eukaryota; Metazoa; Chordata; Actinopteri; Characiformes; Acestrorhamphidae. The transcript is spliced from 20 exons. Bases 319 to 2301 code for a protein of 660 amino acids. Gene Ontology annotation, cellular component: mitochondrial outer membrane. Gene Ontology annotation, molecular function: calcium ion binding; GTPase activity; GTP binding.
CGGGAGCGCCCCCUGGUGGUGAGACGCAUGCAGUGAAGCUUGUGAAGUGGGUCUUCUCCUCUGUGUCAGAGAGUCUGUGGAGGAGUGUGGAGGUUUGAGCAGUGAAGUCCAGCAGCAGGACCCGGUUAGAGGGGCUCCAGUGAAGCAGUUACACUGUUAACAUAUUCUCGUCUGUUAUAGUGGAGUUUUGGAGGGGUAUCGGUUUCCAUGGCGCUGGAGUUUAGAGCUGUUUCUGUGUUUUUAUAUCAACACCUGCGCGUUUAGCUUAAAUGCUACUCGGUCUGUAUUCCCUGAUUUACGAUAUUAGGAUCGGGAAAGAUGCGCAAGGACGUUAGGAUUCUGCUGGUGGGGGAACCCAAGGUAGGGAAGACGUCCCUGAUCAUGUCUCUGGUCAGCGAGGAAUUCCCUGAUGUGGUUCCCUACAAAGCUGAAGAAAUCACCAUCCCAGCUGACGUCACUCCAGAGAGAGUCCCGACACACAUAGUGGAUUACUCAGAGGCAGAGCAGACAGAUGAACAGCUGUAUCAGGAAAUCUCAAAGGCCAAUGUGAUUUGCAUAGUGUACUCCGUCAAUAACAAGAAGUCGAUUGAAAAGGUGAUCAGCCACUGGAUUCCUCUCAUUAAUGAGAGAACGGAUAAAGACAGCAGGGUGCCUCUGAUCUUGGUGGGGAAUAAGUCAGACCUGGUGGAGCACAGCAGCAUGGAGACCAUCCUGCCCAUAAUGAAUAAAUACACAGAGAUCGAGACAUGUGUGGAGUGCUCAGCAAAGAACCUAAAGAACAUCUCUGAGAUGUUUUAUUAUGCUCAGAAAGCCGUCCUGCAUCCCACUGGCCCACUCUACUGCCCUGAUGAGAAAGAGAUGAAGGCUGCAUGUGUGAGAGCGCUCACUCGCAUCUUUAAAGUGUCUGAUUUGGAUAACGAUGGAAUUCUCAAUGACGAUGAACUCAACUUCUUCCAGAGAACGUGUUUUAACACUCCACUGCCUCCGCAAGCUCUGGAGGACGUCAAGAAUGUUGUGAGGAAAAACACAACAGAUGGAGUGUGUGAGGAUGGACUAACACUAAAGGGAUUCCUUUUUUUGCACACACUCUUCAUCCAAAGGGGUCGGCAUGAAACCACGUGGGCGGUCCUCCGUCGCUUUGGUUAUGAUGACGACCUAGAGCUGCAUCAGGAUUACCUCUUCCCACCGUUAAAAAUACCUCCCGACUGCAGCACGGAGCUCAAUCACAACGCCUCGCUCUUCCUGCAGAGCGUCUUCGAUAAACAUGACAAGGACAGAGACUGUGCCUUGUCCCCGGAGGAGCUGAAGGAUCUAUUUGAUGUUUUUCCCUACAUGCCCUGGGGCCCUGAUGUCAACAACACAGUGUGUACCAAUGACCACGGCUGGAUCACCUACCAGGGCUUCCUCUCACAGUGGACGUUGACAACAUAUCUAGAUGUCCAGCGGUGUCUGGAGUACUUGGGUUACCUUGGUUAUUCCAUCAUCGCCGAGCAGGAGUCUCAGGCUGCUGCUAUCACAGUGACACGAGAAAAAAGACUGGAUCUACAGAAGAAGCAAACCCAGCGAAGUGUGUUUCUCUGUAAAGUCUUCGGGGGUCCUGGAAGUGGAAAGAGUGGAUUCCUGCAGGCCUUUCUCGGACACAACCUCAUGCAUCAGAGGAUGGUUAAAGAAGAACAUAAGUCAUAUUACUCUAUAAGCACCGCCCACGUGUACGGCCAGGAGAAGUACCUGCUGCUUCAUGAAGUCUUCCCAGAUUAUGACUUCCUGUCUGAGUCGGAUCUGUCCUGUGAUGUGGUGUGUCUGAUUUAUGAUGUCAGUAACCCAUGCUCGUUCGAGUACUGUGCUCAGAUCUUUAAGGAGUACUUGGUGGACAGUAAGGUUCCAUGUAUGCUGGUUGCAGCAAAGGCGGAUCUGCCAGAGGUUCGGCAGCAGUUCAGUCCGAGCCCCCUGGACUUCUGCAGGACCCACCGACUGCCCCCUCCUCAGAGCUUCACCUGCAGCACCGCCGGGACCCCAAGCAAAGACAUCUUCAUCAAGCUCGCCACCAUGGCCACAUACCCUCACGCUCGUCUGCGCUGUAUGUGUACUUGUAACAGAUGCACCUUCUGCCUCUGUCAGAAUAUCCUCAACUCGGAGCUGCUUCACACGGUUAAAGCAAAACUCUACACGGCCAUCUCCAGCAGGCACAUGUCUCAGGUGGAUCUGAAGAACUCAUCUGUGUGGCUGAGGGUCAGUUUGGGGGCUGCUGUGUUCGCUGUGUUGGGAUUCACUAUGUACCGCCUGCUGCUCAAACCCCGGUGAUCAAUCAGCACCGGUACAGCGAUUAAUUCACCAAACUGCAGAACCAAAUUUCCAUUUACACAGUUCCUCUCUUACCUCUAAAGUCGAUCAACCAAGACCCACAGUUCAGUUCAGAACUGGAGCUUCUUCACACACUGUUAUCUAAAACACUGCACAGAAUUCAGGCUAAAUAACAGAGCUGUAUUACAGAACAGUUAUCUAAAACAGUCUCAGAAAGGCUAACCAGUCUGUUAGAGAAUCCAUAGCUUGUUAGCUUCAUUAGCCUCAUAGCUCCAGUGAAAGAUGCGUCUCUUGGCUGGUCGACUAAGAAGGUGAAUUUUUCUGUACAUUUGAUUGAUUGAUUUUUGUCUGAACUAUCACUUUAACCCUCACUCUCGACAUUCCUGCCUGCAAACUCAGACUGUCUCACACUGUCUCUCUGUCUCCUCUCUGACACACACACUUUGUUUUAUUUUGCAUUUCCAAAUAUUCUCACACUCUGUUGUCUUUCUUCUACAUCAUUACAUCACAUCCUGUUUUGACUGAGGAGCUGGAGAAGUGUGUUGCGCUGACUUGUUGCACAAUUUUGAAGAAAUGAACAAAUUGUAAAUAUGAUGUGUAAAAAAAAAAGGCUAUUUAUUUGUUUCUGUGCAAAACUACAGAAAGAAAAGAAAACGUAUUGAUUUCCUUAGCUAGUGGGAUGGAAACGACUCAGUUUAAAACUGUUUAUUAUGUUUUCUCCCAUCUUAUCUUGUUUGUUGUAAAGCAGUAAAGGAGAAAAGAGAAGUUCAGCUCCUGUUUAAAGAAAUGUGUUUCAUAUGGGGAGAUUAGAAUUGUUUAAAAAAAUACAAAUCAGAAUCUAGAGUGAUAACACUAAUUAGCUCAGAUAAAGGUUUGGGCACCCCUGAUUAAAUGACAGAAUGUUUAGUUGUUGUUAUAAUAGGGCAGGGCGAUAUGCUAUAUCAUAUAUAUUCAUAUAGCACUAGCACUAGCGACUGUUAGCCGAUGUGUCUGAGCUGGGGAACUGCGCUUUCCUCCUAUUGUGUUAGAUAACCAGUUGAUGCUGCAUUAAUGGCGGUUUGAAAAGAGGUGGGAGCUGAUUUUCUUAACUUUCUGCAAAUGAUUAUGACAAAGUGAAGUGACAUUCUUCACCGAUUGGCCACACAAAUUCUUCAGACCAGUCACAGACAAAGGGGUCAGAGGUCCUUAGCGUCUACUCUGUAAACUUCGAUCGUUCGUAUUCCCAGCAUUGUGGUUCUGAACACUGCAGAGAGGAUUACAACUGAUAUUUCUGCUCUUUCCAUUUUAUAUGAUGCAUUUUUGCACAAAUACAGGGGCAAUAUGGAGACAAAUAAAGCUUGGAAGAAAGUAGUAGAUGGCUCGAUGGUUAGCUUGCUAGCAUGCUAACCGGCCCCACUGAUAAAGACAAACUCACUACUGCACAAACAGCUUAAAACAGACCCACAAGAGACAAAUGUGGGGUGAUACAAGCAACUAGGCCCAAUCCCAUUUCACCUUUUGACCUUACCACUUACCCCUUCCCCUUGGAACAGAGUUACAGGGGGUAGGGGUGAAAUCAUCCACGCUAAGAAUAGCAGCUGGUUAACUAGCUAACUGUAGGGCGUUGUAUGUCUUCAGAAAGAAGGAAGAUGGUGCAGAAAUUAAUUAUUAUUGUCCAUUCCUUAAUUCCUGUGAUGGGGAGCUGAAAUUUGCAUUGAUUAGCUUUUAUUUUAUUUUAUUUUUCCAUUCCACCUUAAAUGCUGCACCACAUGCUGUCUAUUUGCACCAUUUAAGGCUAGCUCCAUAAAGUUAGCUAGCUAGUUAGCUACUGAGACAAACUACUAGCGACCUUUUUAAUGCUUGUUAUGAAGAAUUUGGCCAUAAAACAUUGAAACUACACAUUAGACUAUGGUAAUAUAGUGAUAAUCGUCACUUUGACCAUGGAAAAUUCUUACAUUUGUGGGAUUCUUUGGUCGCUUAUUCUGCCAUCUUAAUUCAUAUGAAUGGGGAUUUGGUUAUUAUCUUUACUAUUUGGGGAGAAAAAGGGUGUAAAAAUAAAUAAAUGGACAGUUUUACAAUACUUUUCACUUAAUUUUGACAUAAAGAGUAUGUCAGUAAAAUCUACCAGUAUCUGCUAAUAACUGCUAUACACAUAGCCUGUAUAGUAUGUUUAUUUAAUAAAAAAAAUUACUGUUCUCCUUUCAAGAAGUAAACAGUCCUAAUUACAUCAGUUGUAAUGGAAUAUGCAGGUAAUACUAAUAAAUCAGUAUAACAACAUUUUUCCCAAUUCGAUAAUAUUGUCAUAUUUCCCAAACCUUUAAAUCUUGUAAGAGUCCCAUUCUCUACAAAAACACACUUCUGCAUAUUUCAGUGCGCAACCAGUGUUUUACAUAUUAAAGUUAAUCCAAUUUUUAAUAAUUUAAAGCAUGUGCACAUUUUAUAUGCAGUGUUGAAUGUGAAAUUCAGAAGAAUAAACAGACACUGUGCCUGAAAUGUACAGAAAAAUGACACAUUUAAAGUUUUUUUUUUUUACGCUUUUAGUGGGUUUGUUUUUUCCUUUAUUUAACAUCAAUAUCUGUUUAACAGGGGUGCUUAAACUUUUGCAUAUGGACUGUAGAUAAGAAGGAAAUGAACCUUAAUAGUAGUCAGUCAGCCAAGACAUGUUUGGUGUGGAGAUUUUAUACUUCUACACUGGAGCUCUGAGGCUUGGCUAAUGUAGCUAACACACAGUGGGCAUCCAAAAUCCAGCCUUCAUUUUUGCUGCUGCUGCUGCUACUGUGGUAACACACACCUCAUCACCUCUUCCUGCAAUAGAAUCUAGAACCCCCUCCAACAUACAAAAAUUAGAUUUUUGACUGAUUAGUCAUUUCAUAAGUAAAUGCAUUGAUUGAGUUAGAAAUGUUCUGCUGUAAUUAGAUUAUGAAGUGCGUGUAAGUGCAUGCAGUGGUAAGGUGGCUCAGGCAGCAGAUUUAAACUCUGUAUGUGUAAUUAAUUUUUUGGGGGGGGAAAUGUGAAAAAGAGGCACUUCACCACUUUAAGGGUCAGUUUUCUAGGCAGGGAUUAAGCCUAGUUUUGGACUACGCAGCAUUUUGAAUGGAGGUUUUUUCAUUGCAGUGUUGUCUGUAACAGGAGGAGAAAGCUUAGGCUAUAGGCUUUAGUCUGUAUAACUAUGCUAGUCUCUUAUUGGUUUAGCUUUUCAGAAAACUAACCCUAAAUGCUUAUACCCCAUCAGUCGUUGAUUUGACAUUUAUGCAUUAUCCCACCAAAUAUGUCUUGACUGAUUAACUGACUGCAUUCAGGGAGGGCAAGAACACAAUUUCUUUUAAAUCAGUGCAAAGUAGCUCAAACUAGAGAUGGGAAAACCACAGUUCCCUGAAGUCCUAGCUGCCUGGGGGGAUUUAAUAACAUCUGCAGGUUUCAGGGGCUUCCCAACAUCCUAAUAGUGAAACAGAAGAGCUGUUAGCAGAAACCAGCAGGAGCUUAUCUAAAGGGAUUUCUGUGUGUAGCUACACAGCACUGAAACCACACAGCUUCAUUUUUUCAUCUUUUCCAAAGAUUUCAUUAAACAGGCUCUGCAAACAGUAAA